Molecule: messenger RNA, 2991 nt
Organism: [Torrubiella] hemipterigena
Lineage: Eukaryota; Fungi; Ascomycota; Sordariomycetes; Hypocreales; Clavicipitaceae
Source: the annotation of a GenBank genome assembly
ACAGCACCCAGCACCCACUAACAAGCGCCCUGUAAUUUCGGCUGACUGCCUUUCUUGCAUCGUUUUCCCACUUUGGCACUUGCCCGCAGCUCUUGCUGCCAUUUUUGUCCCCCACCUUAUUCCUGUGUGCUCUUGUUCCCCUCGCCUCUCUUCUCUUCUCCCCCUUGCCACUCCCCCCUCCAUCACCACUAAUCCACCACAACAGCAAUCCCAGCAAAUCGUUUCCCCUCCCCCGCCAUUGUCACUUUGUACCCUGCGGUCUUGUCUUCGCUUUGCAGUAUCCCAAUUCCCAUGUCGAAACACAAAAAACUAAAAAGACAAGGUGGCUUAUUUCCCGUUCAUUUGCCCAUCGCGAUGAUGCCACCGCCAGAAAGGGGGGCGUGCGUCUAGCUGUACAUCCUCUCCGCCGCCGCCUGUCUUCUUCUCCGAAAAAAAAUGCCACUUACUGUUGUGUUGGCUUGCGCUGUGAAGCCUGCUGCCCUUGGCCGCUGCGUCAAGAAUGGCCCCCCCCCAUCCAAUCCACCACCACACACUCACACGCCCCCUUCUCCCCUCCUCGUCCCCAACACACCCCUUGAUCUCUUCUCGCUUUUAGCGCUCUUGUUUCUUCUUAGCGUGCUACGGUAGCCCCAGCGCCUAACCCUCUUUGGGCGCGGUGCCUUCGCCUUACCCAGCGCAGGCCCGCCAAGUGCGCGAGACACCACCACACGUCCCCCUAGACAAGCAUCCAGCAACAGCUUCAAACUAUAAAGCUCCAGAGCCACCCUUGCCAUCUUGCCCUUGUGGAAUCUUGCUACUCUUCAAUCAGCUUGAGAACAAUUCAUCUUGAACAUCACCUUCUCUUUCUACAUCAAGAUAUCUUCUUCUUCUACUCUACUCCCCUCAUCCACUUAUACACACCCUUGUUCUUCUUCUACCUGCCUCACCUCACCUCGCCAAACGACCAAAAAAGUAGACACCGCAUCGCAAAGCCUCGUACAACAAACAAUUGACCUCCCUGACCUUGCAAUCUGGUGUCACCGGUAACACAGCAUUGUCAUCGGACACUCUCUCCAACAGAACCACGCGGCUUUCUUCUUUUCUCGUUGUCGCUUCCAGCCUGCUGCUGUAGCGCCUCGCUUGUUCUGUUGUCGCCGCACCAGCACAAACACCAAACCCACCACGAGAUACCCAGCUCUUUCUUCAAAACUAUAAAUACAGCCCAAAAUGGUUCUCCUUCGAAAGCCUCAGGAAAUCUUCAUCGACACACAGUCCACCAUGCAGUCACCGCUUACCUCUUCGCCUGCUUCGCCCGCGCAGGUCUUCACUCCUCUCUCCUCCAGAUCCUCAUCCAUUGACGAGGUCGACCUGGACCCUCUUCCAUUUACCUCCGCCGUCAUCAUUGGCGCUGGAAACUUUGGUGCCGGAACGGCAUUGAGCCUCGCCAGACAGGGCAUUGAAGUCACCCUUGUGGACACCGCCCAGUUCCCUUCUCCCAGAGCCGCGUCGCAUGACAUUAACAAGAUUGUGCGCGAUGACUACCCCGAUCUUCUCUACAUGCGUAUGAUGGCCAAGGCUAUGCCCCAAUGGCGCAACAGCGAGCUCUUCAAGCAGUGGUACCACGAGACUGGUGUCUUGCGUGCCGAUCCCUCCGACUUCCCUCAAAAGAGCAUCGAAGCCUAUAAGAAAAUGGGCAUUGAGAACGACUCUGAGAUGCUCCCAGUGGAAGAGGUCCGCCGCCGCUGGAACGGCAUCUUUGCGACUGCCAACUUUGACGGUGUCGACGAGGUGCUCUACAACCCCACUGUAGGCAUUGCUGAAGCCGACAAGGCUCUCGCCGCUGUUGUCCAAGCCGGCAUUGACGUUGGUGUGAACUACGUUGUUGGAAGCAUGGACAAGCUCAUCUUUGGUGCCCACGGACAGUGCACCGGAGUUUCUCUCGAGGACGGUACUGCCCUCAUGGCUGACAAGGUGCUCCUCGCUACGGGUGCCCGGACUGGCAUGCUGCUUGCCCAGAGCGCGCCAGACAACAAGGACCUGCACAUUGGCAAUCGUAUGAUUGCCACUGGAGCCAUUAGCUUCUACGCUAAGCUGACUCCUGAGCUACACAAGAAAUACUCUCAGAUUCCUGUUCUCAAGAACUGUCUGAAGCAAGUCAAAGGCGAGAGCAUGUCUGUUCUACCAGACGGCACCAUCAAGUUCAACUGCGACAUGUGCUUUACCAACAAUCUUGAGUUUGCGCCUACUGGUGAGGUGCUUUCUCAGCCCCCCUCGGAUCCCAAGUACAACACUUGGACCGGUCCCGACUUUGUGCAAUUCUUCAAGGAGCGCGCUGCCAAGACGUUCAAGGGCCUCUACGGCGACGUCGUGGCUGAUAUCCCCAUUGAAAAGUACAGAAUCUGCUGGGACGCUUCCACACCCACCCACGACUUCCUCAUCACUGAGCACCCGCACUGUGAUGGCUUGUACGUGGCCACGGGUGGCUCGUUCCACGGCUGGAAAUUUCUGCCCGUGAUUGGUGACUACAUCUCAUCCAUGAUGCAGGGCAAGCUUGACCAGGAGUACGUCGACCGUUGGGCUUGGGACAAGCGUGGCGGCGACGGCCACUCUGCCAACCCAACCUACAACAUUGUCGGCGACCUGCAAGACUGGAUCUAAAAUCGCCAUGCAUGAUUCUCUUGUUCACCAUGAAAAAAUAUCACAAAGCGGCUGGUUCCCCUUUUUUCCCUUUCCCCCCAUACAAAUGAUUUUAUACACGCAUCAAGCAUGAGCUUACUACACUACCCACCCACCACGUUUAUCUACCUCUCCAUGCACCUCACGGUCUUGGGAGGAGUCCUUUAUAGAAGGAGGAGCGAUGAUGAUGACGAUGACGGCCACAAAGAAUAGGCGACCUUUUAUUUAUUUAUUUUACUCUUUUACAAUUACCACGUUUAAUGGAUGCGUUUUUUUAUUUAUUGUUUAGCAUAUAUCCACUCAUAAAAUAGAAAUGAAAAUGAAAACAAUCUUCUC